Molecule: messenger RNA, 2157 nt
Organism: Rotaria socialis
Lineage: Eukaryota; Metazoa; Rotifera; Eurotatoria; Philodinida; Philodinidae
Source: the annotation of a GenBank genome assembly
AUGAUAAUGAGCGAGUGUCAACAACAUUUCGAUGACUAUGAUAAAGUGGCUAUACUCGAUGCUGGUUCACAAUAUGCUAAAGUUAUUGAUCGUCGAAUACGUGAACUAGCAGUUCAUUCUGAACUUUUACCAUUACAAACAUCAGUCAGCGAAUUACUUGCACAUCAAUAUAAAGCAGUUAUCAUUACGGGUAGUCCAGGUUCGGUGAACGAUUUGAAUCCGGUAUAUUAUGAUCCAAAACUAUUCGAAUGUAAUUUACCAAUAUUGGGUAUUUGUUAUGGAUUACACAUGUUAAAUAAACAACGUGGCGGUACGAUUAUACGGCAAUCUGUACGAGAAGAUGGUCAAUUUCAAGUUGAACUUAAUGUAAACGAAUGUCCGCUUUUUAAAGAUAUGAAACAAUUAGAAAAUGUUUUAUUGACACAUGGAGAUAGUAUUGGACAACUCGGUGAAAAUUUAAUAUCUAUUGGUACCAGUGAAUCAUUUAUUGUUGCAUGUGCUGAUAAAGAAAAGCCGCUUUAUGGAGUUCAAUUUCAUCCGGAGGUUGAUCUAACAGAAAAUGGCCUACAAGUAUUUAAAAAUUUCCUUUUUGACAUCGCUCAUUGCCGAGCAACAUUUACCAUGGGUUGCCGAAUUGAAGAAGCUUUCAAUAAUAUUCGAUCGUUUGUGAAAGAUCAACCAGUUUUUGUUCUUUGUAGUGGUGGCGUUGAUAGUUCUGUUUGUGCUGCUCUAUUAACUCGUGCUUUGCCAGUUGAACAAGUGAAAAUCGUCACUAUCGACAAUGGAUUCUUACGACAUAAUGAAAGUCAUGAAAUCCGAACCACACUGUCUCAAUUUGCAACUGUUAAUUAUAUCGAUGCUAGUCAACGUUUUUCUCAAGCAAAAACUUAUGUUCGAGCAAAACCAAAAUUAUUAUCGAAUGAAAAAAAGUCAACAUCACAACGACGCACAUCAAUAGCAACGAAUUGUUUAAGUUUAUUUGAUGCUGAUUUAUUACUUGAAGAAACUUUACCAUUAAGCGAAGAAAUCGAUCCUGAACAUAAACGAAAAAUUAUCGGUGAUACAUUUAUUAGAGUUGUACAAGAGUUUCUACGUGAUAAUAAUUUUACAUUUGAUGAUAUUAUUUUGGCGCAAGGCACUUUAAGACCUGAUUUGAUUGAAAGUGCAUCGCAUCUAGCGUGCCAAGGUGGCCAUGCCGAUGCAAUUAAAACACAUCAUAAUGAUUCACCAAUGGUACGCGAAUUACGUAAAUUAGAUCGUGUUAUAGAGCCAUUAAAAGAAUUUCAUAAAGAUGAAGUACGACAAAUUGGUUUAACGUUAGGACUUCAUGCUGAUGUUAUCUAUCGGCAUCCAUUUCCUGGACCUGGUCUAGCCAUACGAAUUUUAUGCAUUGAUGACCCUCAUAUGCCAGUAGAAUCUUUUCCACAAACAUCGUCAUUAUUAAAAACAAUAAUUAAUUAUUCAACGAUGUUUGAAAAACAGGAUGAUUUAUUAACAAAAUUAGAUAAGGUUUUUACUGAGAACGAAAAAGGCUUUCUGAAAAGUUUUACAUCAUCUGAUAAACAUGAUUAUACAUCAGUAUUACUUCCAAUUCGAAGUGUCGGUGUGCAAGGUGAUGCUCGUACAUAUAGUUUUGCUGCAGCCAUCAGUUCAAAUGAUGAAAAUCCAAAUUGGAAUGAAUUAUUUAUUCUUGCUCGAAUGAUAACGAAAGCCUGUCAUGAAAUUAAUCGAAUUGUUUAUAUUCUUGGUAAAAAAAUUCUGGAUUCCGAAAUAACACAAGUUACACGUACUACAUUAACGCCAGAUAUUAUCGAUAAAGCUCGUGCUUGUGAUUAUCAUGCUAUGAUAAUUAUGAAGCAAUACGGUGCCUAUAAUUCAAUUAGUCAAAUGCCUGUUGUAUUGAUACCAAUAGAAUUUGAUAGAGAAAUAAAUUUGAAUGAACACGUUCAAUCCAAUAACAGUAGUCAACAUUCAGUUGUUUUACGUACAUUUCUAACCAAAGACUUCAUGACUGGAACAUCAGCUAUACCUGGCGAAACAUUUCCCGCUGCAAUGCUGAAUAAAAUGUGUGAAACAAUUAAAAGCGAGGUACCAGGUAUAAGUCGAAUUCUGUACGAUUUGACAUCAAAGCCUCCAGCUACAACUGAAUGGGAAUGA